Anopheles arabiensis is the source of this 1682-nucleotide messenger RNA. RefSeq lists its product as uncharacterized. The coding region runs from base 696 to 1682 and encodes 328 amino acids. Lineage: Eukaryota; Metazoa; Arthropoda; Insecta; Diptera; Culicidae. The record is from RefSeq and is a predicted model, not a curated record. The transcript has 5 exons.
CUGACAAGCUUAGCUUAAUGCCCGCAUAAGCAUAAUCAUGACUAUUGCUGGCUGUGUACAGUGCUGCCAAAUAUAACUGUUUCAUUCACCAACGCUCAUGACUGAAACGAACCUCAAAUCAGCUCACGUAUACAAGUGCGAUGAUCAGACGCAAGAUGAACAUAGUCGUUGUGACGUGUGACCAGAUUGGUGACAUUGCAGCAACCACCUCUUGGUCGGUCACUUUGACGUGACUUUGUUUGUCUGUGAUCAAUUUCGAAAUGUCACUGGUUCUAUCACCACCCAGGCUGCAAAUGACAGCCCGAAAGACCAAUACAUCUUAAUUAUAAUACAUGGUUGACGAGUUCACUUGCUUUUAAUGCAUAUUUGUUGACUAUUUGGAAUGAAAUAUUAAAGAAAAUAUUGAAAUUUUGAUUUGCUAUUAUUAAUAAACACGUUUCGUCUCAAUUCGGCUCGAAUUUCUUUAGAUUUGGCAAUCUAUACAAAACAACACGCUGUGGCAAACGUUGAUCGUGUUUCUUCUUCUGAAAGCUUCAUCUUCUUCAUGGUGGUAUUUUGACCGCAGCCGAUUGUUUACUUUCAGAUGUCAUAUCACACACAAAUUGAUAGCGAGCCAUUGUUGCAGCCAUAUCUUGUAAUUGAAGCGAUUUGUGAUUAAAAAUAGUUUUGUCGUCGUUGUUUUCUUGGAAAUCACUAUGAAUAAAAGUUUCUCGAAGCGUAUCAAAUAUAAUUCUUACUUGUAUCGCCACCGUGAUCGUUUGGAACAUGAAAACCAGAUAGAUGACGGUGCCGGCCCUAGUGGAACUUCGAAUGUAGCUGAACAAGGUAUGAAUUCUUCACAAGGCAGUGAUGCACUUGCACAGGAUAAUAUCGUCGGUGAAACUUUCUACGAAGGGGAAGCUGCUUAUCUAUCAGAAGCCGAUGAUGAUGUAAUCGACUAUUUAAUGGAAAGUUCGGAUGAUGAUAUAGAUCCAGCAGCAUCAGAUGACCCAUUCUCUGCUGAAGAUGCUUUGCGUCAAUGGGCAAUAUCAACAAACCAAACAUACGACUCGAUUGCCCAAGUGAUGGAUAUAGUUCGAAAAGUGAGUUCCUGUAACCUACCUAAAGACGCUAGAACCCUACUAAAAAUCAAUCGAAAAAUUUCGGCUGAUAUCCUGACGGUAGAAGGUGGUCAGUACUGGUAUUAUGGAGUGCAGAAAUGUCUCACGAACAAGCUAAGUAAUACAUCUCUGAAUUCGGACACCACACUCUUGCUUAAUGUAUCCAUCGAUGGUUUGCCGAUAUUUAAAAGCAAUAAUUUACAAUUCUGGCCGAUUUUAAUAAAUAUUCAUAACAUGCCAGAAAUUCCUGUUAUGAUUGUUUCAAUUUACAGCGGAACAAAGAAACCUAGCAUCGAAUAUUUUUUAAAGCAGUUCAUCGAAGAAAUAAACCUAUUAACUAGCAAUGGGGUACAAAUCAACGACGUGAGAGUUGAUGUAGUGGUACGCGCCAUAAUUGCCGAUUCACCAGCACGGGCGUUUAUAAAAGGUGUCGCCAACUUCAAUUCAUUUGAUGGUUGUUUGAAAUGCACUACCAAAGGUGUCAAAAUGCAAGGAAGAACAACUUUCCUUGAUUGUAGCGCACCAAAAGAACCGAUAGACAUUUUAGAAAGCGGAACGUCGAUGAUGAGAAGUUCUAACUAA